Messenger RNA from Talaromyces rugulosus, 1470 nucleotides. RefSeq lists its product as uncharacterized. NCBI's taxonomy places the organism in Eukaryota, Fungi, Ascomycota, Eurotiomycetes, Eurotiales, Trichocomaceae. The transcript has 3 exons. The coding region runs from base 1 to 1470 and encodes 489 amino acids. The record is from RefSeq and is a predicted model, not a curated record.
AUGGCGAACCUCCAAUCGUGGAGUUCACAAUGGCUGAUAGUACUGGCUCUGACUACUGCCGUGCUUGCAUUUUAUUCAUUUGAUAAACUAAAGAAAGAGGGUAUAUUAGGUCGAGCCCGUAGAGCGUCCACGGCCAAGACACCACCGCGCUCGGUAUCACCCGAGAAAUUAGCUUUAGGAGGACUGUUGCCCACAAGCUACAGCGAUGUAUUACCGCCUUCGCGAAGAGAGGCGAUGAGAAGCCUGGCGAGCAAGAAGCCAGCAACAUCAUCAAAGGAGGUCAGCGAGAAAGACAUCCUCCGAAAUAUUCUCCCGAUGACAGAGAACUAUGAGACGGCAAAGGGAAGCCUAUACACUUCAAUGGGAUUUUCUAUGGACGAAAUCAAAGAAAUGGGAGAUUUCCCAGACUUUGCCACUCUCAGCGGAGUACCAUUACCAAAUGCUCAUGGCGACAAUUUUGAUAUUGACAAGGCUCUUCCCCGUCCGUACCGGCCAUUCCGAUGGGCUUAUCAUCAGACCAUGUCAUUGAAAAAGCUCGAAACGGACUGGUGGAUUGAAUUGGAAAACAAAUACAAGAAAAGGAUAGCCCAGCGCAAAGAUUUGUACGCAAAGCACGGAAAGGAAGUGCUUGACUGGCUACCAGGAUCCGAAAUCGCUUGCAAGGAACUGAUGGAAAUGGUUAUACAAUAUAUCUGCGCUCGUUACCCUCGGCUUUUCUCCUUGAAGGACGAUCGUAUUUUGGUAAAUGGGAUACUUGGGACAGAGCAGGACAUCCGCGCCAAGCACCCCUUGGAAGUUCUCAUGGACAAUGUUCCUGAGGACUUUGCCAUCACUAUGCGAGACGAUAAGACCGGAUACUAUUCUUUCCGUGCAGGAGUCAUUUGCUCGUCGCUCGGAUGGAACGUCAGUACAAAGAUUGGCCUUCAGCUGCACGAGGUCCAUGCCCCUAUUCCAGAUUACAAAGAAAAGAUGAAAUUUUCAAUGGACCGCUUCUUCUCAAAAAUGCCGGCGGACAAGCCAAUUCAGCGUGGCUCGUGGGGGCUGGAAGUAGAUUGUCCGCUAUAUAUGCCGCCAGGUGACCCGCACGAGUUGCAUAGGUUGUCUCAAAGCCCCGAUUUAUCCAUUGAUGAUUGCUACCUUCGAGUUGAUUGGCAGACACUGCGCCGUCUUCCGAUUUCCGGGAGUAUAGUAUUCAACUUCAAAGCUGUAUUCACGCCAGUUACAGAGUUCCGAGACGAGCCAAAGGUCCCCGCGUUGGUGGCCAAGGUUCUUCGAGAAGGAAAGAAAAAUCUGAUGGAGUAUAAAAGCACCUGGCACGUAGAGCAUGUUGUGCUUCCCGCCCUGGACAAAUGGAAUAAAGAACAGGAGGAUAGCGGGAUGAUUGAAAAGAACUGGGAGGUGUCCACAUUGGAUGAGGAUCCAUUGUUCAAAGGAUGGGAGGACAAGUGGCAUCGCCAACAAGGCUUCUAA